UUUGCACAUAAUGUCAUAAAUAACUGAAAAUUUUAAUAUUUCGCAUUCUAAAUUAAGCCAAAAUUAUAUUAUGUUUAGGCGCAGUCUAAGCCAUCUGGACAAGCUUCCGAAGGCGAAGGUGGCCGAAUGGCUGGCCGGGAUCGACACCAUUAUAUGCAGAACGGAUGGGGUCCUGUGGCAGGAGAAUGUCCUCAUUGAGGGGUCCGUAGAGGCGUUCAAUGCCAUCAUUUCAAAGGGAAAGCGGUGCCUCAUAGCCACCAACGAGAGCUGUCUCACAAACAAGGAUCUGUUUCACAAGGCCAAGGGCCUGGGCUUCAAUGUCAAGGAGCAGGACAUCCUCAGUUCAUCGGGUGCCGUAUCGAGCUACCUUAGCGACCGAAAGUUCAAGAAAAAGGUCCUCGUAUUGGGUGGGGACGGCAUCCGCAAAGAUCUGGAAGAGGCGGGCUUCUGUUCCGUGGUGAACGAUCUAGAGCCAAAUGACCAGGAAAAAAUCGAUUUCGUCAGGACCUUAGUUCUCGAUCCGGAUGUAGGAGCUGUUUUGGUGGCCAGAGACGACAACAUGAAAGCGAACGAGUUGCUUGUGGCCUGCAACUAUCUUCAAAGUCCCAAAGUCUUGUUCCUUACCACUGGCAUAGAUGGAUUCCAGCCAUUUGGAAAAAAGAGGAUCCCAGAUGCUGGAUCUUUAGCUAAUGCCAUCGAGAUAAUUGUACUACGGAAGCCUACCGUUUUGGGCAAACCAAAUCCCCGAAUUUUAGGCAAUUUAAUGAAGUCUGGCGAAAUGAAGCCGGAAAAGACGCUUGUCAUUGGAAACUCGCUAAGAACGGACAUUUUAUUUGCAAGUAUAUGUGGUUUCCAAUCAUUAUUGGUGGGCUGCGAUAGCGGAGCUUUGGAAGAAGCCGAGAAAAUUAAAAAAGACGGAAAUGAGAAGAAAAUGAAACUCGUUCCAGAUGCUUUUCUGUCCAGUCUUGCUCCUCUUAUGGAGUAUUUAUGCAUCUCGGUAAAGUCGGGCAAGUAAAGGGAUAAGGCGACCAAAAAUUAAUUUAGAUCAUAUUCAAAAUUCAAAGUAAGGCGCCCAAAGCUGAACAGCUGUUUGUUUCUUAACAGCCCCGGUCUUAAAAUAUAUCGAUAGGGGCUUUUGGCACAAUUCGUGAGUCAGUUUUAUCAGUAUUUUUAUAAUAUUUGAUUUUUAAAAAUUGUACUUUUCAAAAAAAUUGGCCUUUGAAGCAAAAGGCCCACUUUUGUGAAUAAUAAUAGCUUCCCUUCAACAUGCGAAGAAAAAAGUUUAUAAAGAGAAAUAAAAACA
Drosophila erecta is the source of this 1303-nucleotide messenger RNA. RefSeq names its product pyridoxal phosphate phosphatase. The transcript has 2 exons. Gene Ontology annotation, cellular component: cytoplasm. Bases 71 to 1015 code for a protein of 314 amino acids. Gene Ontology annotation, molecular function: phosphatase activity. NCBI's taxonomy places the organism in Eukaryota, Metazoa, Arthropoda, Insecta, Diptera, Drosophilidae. The record is from RefSeq and is a predicted model, not a curated record.